This is a messenger RNA of Capsella rubella, 534 nucleotides long. Its product is annotated as RNA-dependent RNA polymerase 1-like. Gene Ontology annotation, molecular function: RNA-directed RNA polymerase activity. NCBI's taxonomy places the organism in Eukaryota, Viridiplantae, Streptophyta, Magnoliopsida, Brassicales, Brassicaceae. The transcript has 2 exons. Gene Ontology annotation, cellular component: nuclear RNA-directed RNA polymerase complex. Gene Ontology annotation, biological process: siRNA processing. The record is from RefSeq and is a predicted model, not a curated record. Bases 1 to 534 code for a protein of 177 amino acids.
AUGGUGUCUUGGUACGAGUCUGGGAAGGAGAUAGAUCAGGGCUGGAGUCCUGGAGUUGGUGGAUUCGUCGAUGAGAAGCGGCUGGAGCGAUGUUACAGCAGCAACUAUCAGAACUUGGAUGGUGAUUUCAGUAGUAUAAGGAAUGUAGCAAAGUACGCUGCAAGGCUCGGCCAAUCAUUUAGCUCAUCUAUUGAGACACGUACUAUUAUGAGCGAUGAGUUGGAAUUGAUACCAGAUAUCGAGAAUAAUUCUUCCGGGAUACCUUAUGUCUAUUAUGAUGGGGUCGGGAAGAUAUCAACGGAAUUUGCCAAACUUGUGGCUGAAAAAUGUGGCCUCGAUGUUUGUCCAUCAGCUUUUCAAAUCCGCUAUGCUGGGUAUAAAGGAGUGGUGGCCGUUGAUAUAACGUCGUCUAAGAAACUCUCAUUGAGGAAUAGUAUGAAGAAGUUUGAGUCAGAGUACAUAACAGUUGAUGUUUUGUCAUGGACCAAGUAUGGACCCUGUUUUCUGAACAGACAAUUUGUGAAAGACAUCUAA